Messenger RNA from Prunus avium (sweet cherry), 2169 nucleotides. Lineage: Eukaryota; Viridiplantae; Streptophyta; Magnoliopsida; Rosales; Rosaceae. The record is from RefSeq and is a predicted model, not a curated record.
AGGUAUGCCUUGUCUUCACUCUAACUCCACUCUUAUUGUUUUCGCCAACGAUUACUUUGCUUUCCUUCACUCUCAACCUUCUAAACCAAUCAAAUCUACAAGAACCCAACUAGAGCAGCCAGUGAGAAACUCACCCACAAUCACAACUGUUGAGGAUGCUUUCAAUGUGUUUGAUAGAAUGCUUCAAAUGCGUCCUCUGCCUUCAGUUGUUCGUUUCAAUAAAAUAUUGUGUCAAGUUGCGAAAUUGAAACAUUAUUUGCCAGUCAUCUCCUUGUAUAACCAAAUGGAUGUGUCGGGAAUUGGACCUGAUGUUUAUACCCUAACCAUUCUCAUUAAUUGUUAUUUAUUGUCAUUUGGACUAAAUGGGUUUUAGUUUAUCUGUCUUGGGAAAAUUCUUCAAAGUUGGUCUUGAACCAAAUGUCUUUACCUUCACCACUCUUAUCAACGGCUUUCUUCUCGAGAACAGAGUGGCAGAGGCGGCAGGAAUUUUCAACAAAAUGAUUGUGGGAGGUAAUUGUCAGCCUAAUGUGGCUACUUACGGCACACUAGUAAAGGGCUUUUGCAUGAAAGGUAACAAUAGUGCUGCUAUUCAGUUGCUUAGGAAGAUGGAGGAAGGAGCUUGCAAGCCUAACCUAGUUGUCUAUAACACAAUCAUCGAUAGUCUUUGUAAGGAUACACUAGUUGAUGAUGCAUUAAACCUCUUCUCAGAAAUGAUGUGCAAGGGUAUUGCCCCAAAUGUCAUUAGCCAAAAUUUCUCUCAACAGUCUCUUGCCAAUGAAACCCAACUCUUUUCCAUCACCAAAGGUUCUAAAACCAUUUCUGCUUAUCUUUCUCAUGCCAAACAUCUUGCUGAUCAAUUAGCUGCCAUUAAUGCUUCCGUCUCCAAUACUGACUUGGUUGCCUAUGUGCUUCGAGGCCUUAGUCCUGAUUACCAAAUGUUUGUCACUGCCAUUCUGAAUUUUUCACCCCUACCCUCCUUCUCGGAUCUUCAUGCACGUCUCCUUGCCUUUGAAGGGCAGCAACCUAUUGCCACUCAAAUGGCUCCUACUCCUGCGCCCACAGCUUUCCUUGCUGCUCAACCUCGUGGUCACCGCUUCCGUAGUGGCCGUCCCAGAGACACUCCGGCUCACUCCUCUCCUGCUAGCUCUUCUCUAUUUUACACACAUGGCUCUUCUCCUACUUUCCCUUGGACUCCGCGUGGCUCUUCUAAUUUAGGUGCUCCUCCCACCUCUCGACCCCCACCGCAGUGUUGGACUUGCCAUCAAUUUGGUCACAUUGCUGCUCAUUGUCCCCAGUCCCGUACCUUUGCCGGAAUGCAUAUUACCUGCUCCAGCUAUAUGUCCACAGCCCAACACACAAGCCCACACACAAAUCCCGAUCCCACCCUCACAGCCCAACCUGCCUCUCAUCCCUAUCACCUCUCUUCCACAAUCGACCCCACCUCUCUCUGUGCCAUCUUCUUCCCAGCCACAUGCUAGAACACCAGACCGCACUCCAUCACCUCUGCCGCCAGAUCAGACUCGUUCUCUCUCUCCUUCCUCAAUCGCUGAUCCUGUGUCACAAUCUCCAUCUUCCUUAUACCCCAACCUGCAAUUGCCACCAACUCCACCAUGUUCCGACGAAUUGGUCCAGCCCAUUACUAGUCGCCUCAGUCAGAUCCGCACUCACUCCAGAUCGGGUAUUUCCAAACCAAAUCCUAAAUAUGCCAACUUUUCUACACGAUACCCUCUUCCUCAUGCCUUCACAGCUCUCCUCGACAUUGAUGUCGAACCCACAUUCUUUACCCAAGCUUCUCGCUCCUCAGAAUGGAUGCACGCCAUGCAUGAUGAAUUUAAUGCCCUCCUCAAACAGGGUACUUGGUCUUUGGUCCCACCUUCCUCUACUCAAAACAUUGUUGGAUGCAAAUGGAUUUUAAAAAUCAAACGACGAUCUGAUGGUACGAUUGAGCGCUACAAGGUACGCCUUGUCGCAAAAGGCUUCCACCAACAGUUUGGGAUUGACUAUUUUGAUACAUUUAGCCCAGUUGUUAAACCCACCACAAUUCGGACUGUUCUUAGCAUUGCAGUAAGUUCAGGUUGGCCUAUUCAACAGCUCGACGUCAAGAAUGCCUUCCUUCAUGGCACCCUAUCCGAAACAGUUUAUAUGCAACAACCCCCCGAGUUUGUUGAU